AUGCUGGACAUCAGACCCCCCAUUUUCACCAUCACAUUGCCAAUUUCUCAUCAACUGUCCGACUACGGAUUGCCCCUCAACACACAUCCUCUCUUCUGUACGAUGCAGGCUUCCGAUGGCGAAGUCUACAGCCCUUUGCCCAAGGGCAAUUACAUCCGACUCUUGCAAGUCGAGUUAGUCGGUCGCGACGACUUGAUUGGCAGCCUCGAGACUGUUCACCUCGACAAAUGCCCCUUUCAAUACAAGGCACUAUCGUAUGCCUGGGGAGCGUCCGAACCAGUCACGGAACUGAAACUGCGCGGCGGUCAAUCGCUUCAACUCAACCAAACCCUGAGCGACCUAUUCGGCCAGCUCAAGACUCUACAGGCAUCUUGGACGCUGUGGAUCGACGCGCUCUGCAUCAACCAGAAGAACGAUGAGGAGAAAAGCUCUCAGGUCCAGCUCAUGCGUCGGAUAUACUCGGCCGCAGACCAAGUCAUCAUGUGGCUGGGUACCAGAGACGAGGAAUCUCACGCCGCGUUCCGUUUCAUGAACUUGAUGCGGAAUCAUUCCUGGAAGGAAGACUGGGAGGAGGAAAAGAAGGAAAAUCUCGAAGAUAUUAGAUACGUCUUCACGCUCUUGGCACGGCCUUGGUUCCGCCGGACCUGGGUGAUCCAGGAAGUCGUACUCAACCGCAAUGUCGCGGUUAUGUGCGGCGACGACAGUGUCGACUUCCGCGUCUUUGAGUGCUGCGUCUACGCUGUGUGGCUGUAUUUCGACGUGGAUGACUACGGGGAUGAUCACCCGUCCAUCCUGGGGCUGUGGCAUGCGUCCGAGCUCAUGGCUAUCCUGCGGGAAUUCCGAAAACAUCGUUCCGUGUCUUUUGAGAAGCUGCUCGAGACAUCUUAUUUUUGCAAGGCGACAGACGAUCGCGACAAGGUAUACGGUUUCAUGGGCCUCGCCAGGCAUCGAACGCCUCUUCCCGCACCGGAUUACAGCCCUUCCACGUCCUUCCAACAAGUGUACCUAAUGACUGCCGAGGCCCUGCUCUGUCACGGCACGUCUCGCAACGUCUUGGCGUUGGCGGGUAUCGCUCGUCGUAGACUCCCAUCCGACUUGCCGACCUGGGUACCGGAUCUUCGAAACGAGGAAUUCGAGCAGCCAAUUCAAUCUUGCUAUAACGCCAAGUGGAAGGCGGGAGGUCGCAUGGAAGCGAAAGCCACCAGAGAAGGGGCUGACUACCUCCGCAUCCGUGUUCGGCCUAUCGACGAGGUGUCCGUAACUUGCUCGCCCUUCAACUCACGCUCCGUGAAACGACAGAAGAAAGCUAUGAGACAGGUUUUGGCACUGAGACCUAUGCAUCCGGCAGUCGUUUCCGAAGACGAAUGGAACGACACGGUGGCUAUGUCCAUGAUCAUGGGCCUGGACGUCGACGACCAGCCCGUAAACCGGGAGGAGUAUCUCACGUACUUCAGGGAGUGGCUUGAAUGGUUGCAUUCGAGCAACUCUCAGGAGGACAUGAAAAGAAUCAAGGGCAAUCGGUUUCAAAGGACCACUGGGCCUCGAGUGGAUGAUUGGAACGCCUUCAUGACCCAGACCGGGAUCUUCUGCAUCGGGCCACAGGCCGUCAGAGUCGACGAUGUACUUUGCACCGUGCCCGGAUGUCGUCUUCCUCUGAUCUUCAGGCAAUCUGAGCCUGAGAGCAUGGCGAGAGGGGAUCCGAGGGACCCGGAUGAGAGGCUGCUUCCGGAAUACACUCUUGUCAGCUGGUGCUUUGCGGUGGGAUUGAUGGAGGGCGAACAUCCAGCUCAAAAACGGCCUGCUAUAGAGGUAUUACUACGUUGA
Colletotrichum karsti is the source of this 1824-nucleotide messenger RNA. RefSeq lists its product as uncharacterized. Bases 1 to 1824 code for a protein of 607 amino acids. Lineage: Eukaryota; Fungi; Ascomycota; Sordariomycetes; Glomerellales; Glomerellaceae. The transcript has a single exon. The record is from RefSeq and is a predicted model, not a curated record.